Moneuplotes crassus is the source of this 1329-nucleotide messenger RNA. NCBI's taxonomy places the organism in Eukaryota, Ciliophora, Spirotrichea, Euplotida, Euplotidae. The record is from the annotation of a GenBank genome assembly.
CUCUUCUAAGAAAUUCUUAAAGCCAAAUGCCAUAGUUUCGAUGAAAAAUGUGAAGGAUGGUAAAAUCAACCAUGCUGACGAAAGUGAAGUACCGUAUUUCCAGGCAAUGGAUAGAAUAAUUAUGCAUGAAAUGGCAAAAGCAAAAUCUGCUGAAAGCAUACCUCAAGGAUGCACUUUUCAGGAGUACUCAGCCACUACUGACUCCUUAAAUCUCAAUCAAGAAAUCAAAAAUACUGAAGAUAAUUCUUCAGAGAUAUACAAUGUGAUGGUGCCUAUUGACAAGUUUCACAUCAGAAAGAAUGAGAAAAACAGUGAGAUGAUUAAGGGUCGAUUCGAUCUUCGAAUAAACUAUGAUCUCCCAAUGAGUCAAUAAAAGUGCAGAGUCUCGCAGAGGAGCCGAUAGCGUUCUAUGUUCAUAAGAAUCGUCAAUUCAUGCAGCGGCUGAAGAAGAAAUUUGAUAUAAGGAAAUUGCAAAGCAGGGAAGUCAACUCCCCUUUCGGCCUUUCAAAAUCACGGCUUAGUGCCAGGCAUGGCAAACCUGUCUCAGGGAGAUUGCUCUGAAAAGAGAUGAAGGAGAUGCUCAGCGGAGAAAACCUGUUUAACUACAAUUCAUCAAAAAGUAACUAAGAAGGAAUCAAAAGAUAAUUUAAAAAAUAUUUUUCAAGAGCAACUAUUUGGUCUUGAAAAUAAGCAUUCUUUAGGAUUAUUUGAGGAUAAGAGACCUAAGAUACAGAAGGCCAAAGUAAAAUAAACUGAAGAAGUCCAAUAUCUUGAAGAGACUAAUGAGCCCUAAAAUUGGCCGCGGAAAGAAUAAACUUAUGUUUAAAACUCAACCAAAAUCUUCCGUACUAAAAAGCCGAGGGUAUGACAGUAGAAAGAGGCAGAGUCCGAGCGCUCCAACUGGGCGUCCAAGGACAGGAUCAACAACUUUCAGUAAGAGCAGAUUUUCGUUUUGUAACAGAAACCACCAAAACAAACUUGAGAGUAUAAUGAGCGAGUCUGAGAAUCAUGGAAAUAGUCAAGUAAAACUAGUCUCUGAUGCGAAGUUAUAUAUGAAGAAGAUCAACAAGGUCUUUGAUAAAACUCUGGAAAAUAUCAAUACAUCUAGGAUGCUUCGUACAAGCAAGGGAGUCCUGUGCACAUCUCUUGAGGAAGCUUAUUUGGAAAAGCUUGGUGAAAUCAAAAAUGAGGAUAAAGAGGUAAAUAAAAUAAUUUCUGAGUAUCACUAUGAAGUUCUCCACCCAGACCCAAAGAUGGUAAGGCUGGAGAUUCAAUGCAAUAAAAUGAAAAAGAAGAAAUUAUUUUCUACUGGAAAUCCAUAGAAAUUCU